This is a messenger RNA of Anopheles maculipalpis, 1876 nucleotides long. RefSeq names its product ATP-binding cassette sub-family G member 4-like. The transcript has 4 exons. Gene Ontology annotation, cellular component: plasma membrane. Lineage: Eukaryota; Metazoa; Arthropoda; Insecta; Diptera; Culicidae. Gene Ontology annotation, molecular function: ABC-type transporter activity; ATP hydrolysis activity; ATP binding. The record is from RefSeq and is a predicted model, not a curated record. The coding region runs from base 23 to 1876 and encodes 617 amino acids.
UCUGCGUCUCUCCGUCCGUAUAAUGGGUACCGAUACAGCUAUUGUGGUCGAGGGCACUAAAACGGUUGCUGCUCCAUCAACGACGCUCGAGUUCCAGGACAUUUGUUACCACGUUCGCCACAAGGAUGGUCAGAACAAGCAACUGCUCAACAGUGUAUCGGGGACGUUCCAAUCGGGGCGACUUGCCGGAAUAUUGGGCCCAUCCGGAGCUGGAAAAUCUACGCUUCUUAACAUUCUGAGUGGGUUCAAGACGAACAAUGUAUCCGGCAACAUACUCAUCAACGGUACACCGAUCGAUCGGCGAAAAUAUCGCCGAGAAGUUUCGUACACGCCACAGGAUGUGUGUCUGUUGGGCAACAUUACCGUCACGGAAAGUUUAGAGUUUGCAGCCGACCUGAAACUCUCACCGGACAUUACGAUGGUGCAGAAAUCCAGCAUGGUAGUGGAUGUGCUCAAGCUACUGGGACUGUCCAAAUGUGCCAACAAUCCAGUAGCAAACAUAUCCGGCGGCGAAAAGAAGCGUCUCUCGAUCGGACUGGAGUUGAUCUCCAAUCCGAAGAUCAUGUUCUUCGACGAGCCAACGAGCGGGCUGGACAUUAUAGCCGCAAUGCAGGUGGUGGCGCAUUUAAAGGAUCUAGCGGCGAGCGGUCGUUGUGUGAUCUGCGUCAUCCAUCAGCCAAGCUCGAGCAUCAUACAAAUGUUUGACGAUCUGUUUGUCCUGUCCGAAGGGCAUUGCCUGUACCGAGGACCCCUAAGCAACCUUGUGGACACGUUCAAGGGAUGUGGCUUUGAGUGUCCAAACUACUACAACCGUGCCGACUUUGCACUGGAAAUAGCGAGUCUUAAGCAUGAAGGGAACUUGCUGCAUUUAAGAGAACGCGCCAAACAGCAAUCGAUUAGUGUUGUGACAGAGAAAACGAUCCCGAAUGAGGUAGCAAACUGCGAUGAAAAGGAUGCAAUGCUGAAACCAGCUGUAGACGGAGAUUCGUUGAAUAGUUCGACUGAAAGCUCGAGCUCGCCUUGCGAUCGUCAAUAUCCAACUUCCGAAUGGGGACAGUUUGUGACCCUUACUCGGCGUACAAUGCUGUGCACGUUUCGUGAUCUUCAGCUAACAAAGAUGCGACUUUUGGCGCAUCUUUUUGUAGGACUGCUGAUCGCGGUUGUGUUCUACAAUGUCGGCAACGAUGGAUCGAAGGUGCUUAGUAAUGCGUCAUGUCUGUUCUUUUUCCUCAUAUUCGUGUUCUUUGCCAACUCGAUGCCUUUGGUAAUGACAUUUCCACUGGAAACAUCGGUAUUCGUCCGGGAGCGUAUGAACAAUUGGUACUCACUUAAGGCCUAUUACUUCUCAAAGUUGGUAGCAGACUUUCCGUUUCUGAUCCUAGGACCCUCUGUGUUCCUGGCCGGUGCAUACUACUUAACCUCACAACCGAUGGAACUCGAUCGUAUCGUAAUGCUGUGGAGCAUUUGCAUCUUCACGAGUUGGAUUGCACAAAUGACGGGACUGCUGGCAGGCAGCGUUCUACCACUAGAACUGAGUGUCUUCUGCGUACCAUGCUCUGUCAUUCCGAUGCUCAUCUUCUGCGGGUUUUUCGUACGUUUUCGCGAAAUGUUCGACUUCCUUAUUCCGUUCACGUACGUCGCCUACUUCCGGUACAGCUUCGAGGGAGCAAUGCAAGCGAUCUACGGGUUCGACAGGGCAAAUCUACCCUGCUCGGGAGAUUUCUGUUACUUUAGUAAGGUGCCUAAGUUUUUGGAGAGCUUCGACAUGCUGGAAAACACGUUCGUGAUGGACGUUUGUGGAUUGCUUGGAUGGGUGUUUGUGUUGCACGUGGCGCUGUACGCGAGUCUCGCCUGGAGAUUAAAGAGAACACGCUGA